AUGGCUGAUAUCACCGCCGCUGUCGCUGACGAGAAUCCUUCUCCUCCCCAGGAUGACCUCGUCUCCGGAGGCAAUGGCGCUGCCACGGCUGCCGCUGCCGCUGCUGCUGCUGCUGCUGCCGCCGCCGCCGCCGAGAAUCGCGGUACUAAACGUCCUCGAGUUAGCAAUGCUGGCGAGGACGAUGACGAUGAUGAGGAUAAACCUGGCCGUGAGCGCCGGAAGAUAGAAAUCAAGUUCAUCCAGGACAAGUCGCGUCGCCAUAUCACUUUCUCCAAGCGCAAGGCUGGUAUAAUGAAGAAGGCGUACGAGUUAUCCGUCCUUACUGGCACCCAAGUCUUACUCCUCGUCGUAUCCGAAACGGGUCUCGUUUACACAUUCACCACCCCGAAACUCCAACCUCUCGUCACCAAAUCUGAAGGGAAGAACCUUAUCCAGGCUUGUUUGAAUGCCCCAGAGCCUACCGCCAGCGAAAAUGGCGUCGAGGUCCCCGAAGUACCUCCGGAAGCCCAAGAUGAUGUCAGCCAUGCCAAUGUCGCAGGCCAGCAACCCAACAUCCCCCGUCCCGGUGGCAUACAUCCUGGAUAUAUGUCCAGCGAGCACCAGCAACAGAUUGCAUAUUACCAGAACCUCCAACAGCAGCAGCAAGCACAGGCCGGAGGUCAGUAUCCAGGUAUGCCAGUUGGUGCACGCCUACCACAGCAACAUCAACCCGCUGCAUAG
Molecule: messenger RNA, 720 nt
Organism: Histoplasma mississippiense
Lineage: Eukaryota; Fungi; Ascomycota; Eurotiomycetes; Onygenales; Ajellomycetaceae
Exons: 3
Coding region: 1-720 (239 amino acids)
Biological process (GO): positive regulation of transcription by RNA polymerase II
Molecular function (GO): protein dimerization activity; DNA-binding transcription factor activity, RNA polymerase II-specific; RNA polymerase II cis-regulatory region sequence-specific DNA binding
Source: RefSeq, a predicted model, not a curated record